AAGAAACUGCAAGUACUUGUGUCAUAUAUGAUAGUUAAAAUAUAUUCAAGGUAUGACGUAUUGCUUUAAUAUGGAAGAUGAUAUGUAUGAGUCAUCUCAAAAUCGACUGCGGGACUAAAUGUGCACUUCCGUGAAAACUUUACUAAACAGGAAUACUGCUCAAACUUGGCAGUCAGACGGAUGUACUGUUCGACUUUGGAGUUGUCCGACAGGUGCACCGUUUCCACCUGGCUGUUCGACAGGUGUACUGCUCAAACUUGGUUGCCCUGCAAGUGUACUGCUCGAACUUGGUUGUCCGGCAAGUGUACUGCUCGAACUUGGUUGUCCAGCAAGUGUACUGCUCGAACUUAACUGUCCGGCAGGUGUUCUGCUCGAACUUGGCGGUCCGUGCCACACAGUCUAACCGAAUAUAUCAACGAUGGCUAUGGCGUUUCCAUGGUCCACAUGCUACACAUGCAGAGUAUGUGGCCACGUUCUAGAUGCAUCAGAAUUAAAUUUGUGUAAUGAUUACGAUGACAAAAUACACCAGCAUUUACUGGAUAAAUGUGAUAUGUACGGGAUGUAUGAAUAUCGGGAAGAAAUAAAAGUGAAUAUGAAAGUCCCAUUAACUGUAAACUGCACAAACAGUGAAUGUGAAUCAACUAUUAAAGUAAUUGCAUAUGUUGAAGCUGUUCCUGUUUGGUUAGAAUGUGAUCCAAGUAGUGACAAGGACGUAGAUGUAGAUACUUUUGAACUUGUAGAAGUCAGUGUAAUUGAAUUCUGCAAUAACCGGCAUGUAGAAGAGGUUCAGUUGAGAAUUAUAUGCAAGGCAAAAAUGGGAGAGGCUGCUAGUUGCUACCUUGGUUAUAACGAAGAAACUCGUAGACUUUACAGGCCGAUUCGUGGUGGUAACGAAGGAAACUUCUCGUGGCCGACCGCUUUAAACGAGUUUCGUGUUGGAGAAAUUUACUCGUUUAGAGUAUUAGCUAGAAACAAUAGCAGUGUAGAAUGCUCUACAGGAUUUCCUCAUCAAAAUGAAGAUAUAGUUGUUGAAGAAGAACAAAUAACCGCCCACGGUUUGCAAAGAUCCUGGACUCCAAGUAUACUUGAAGGCAUUGCAAGUUCAAGUAUCUUUGACAUAUUUCCCGAAGAAUUUAUAAAAGAAAUGAAAUAUAUAGACGCGGACACAGAUUGUCCAUCAGCUGGCGUUCUCCGUGUACAUGAGAACGAUAUCAAUGUAUAUAAACCCUUCGAAAAAUUUCGAGUUAGUAUUAAGAAUUGCGGUAUUAGUUUUGAUUUUCCGCUGACCGCGACAUCAUUCAAGCACCUAAUGUACAGAGAGGGAUCAGAACAGCGCUUAUUCUGCUUGGGUUAGGAAGACCUUAUACAUGUGACGGAGAAUACGAUCCGGCUAGGUGUUAUAUUUUAGUGUUGGGUAUAUACCUUUAUUGAACUGGUGAAUGGCAUUAGCCAUGUCCAUUUGUUUACUGUGUCUGACGUGACAAUGCUGAGAUAGUUUUCCUAUCUCGCGUGGUAAACGCAUUGUGUUUUAAAGACGCGUUUGUAGGAUAUUAGACCACGAUUCCAUUGAGUAUUGCUUAUGAUUGUGAAUAACCCGUUUUUAUGAAUACAACUUAAAAAUGUCCAAUGCUCAUUUUUCACUAAGAUAUUUUAUCUGUCUUUUGUCCUUUACUUCAAAUGUAAAAAUUGAGGAUGCCUAAUGUACACGUCAUAUCUUUGAAAAGUUAUAUAGUAGUGAAACUCUAGGAGACUUGUUUCAAGUUUUAGUAUUGUGUAAUUAAAAGUAGCCAAGUUA
Mercenaria mercenaria is the source of this 1795-nucleotide messenger RNA. RefSeq lists its product as uncharacterized. The coding region runs from base 419 to 1354 and encodes 311 amino acids. The record is from RefSeq and is a predicted model, not a curated record. NCBI's taxonomy places the organism in Eukaryota, Metazoa, Mollusca, Bivalvia, Venerida, Veneridae. The transcript is spliced from 3 exons.